UAAGAUUAAAGUGGAAGGACAUAAAGUGUUCUUAAACUAUGCGGCCAGUAGUUGUAAUUAUCGUAUUUAUUGGAAUUUUACCUGCUGUUUUGACUCAGAAAGAGCUACAGAUAAAAUAUCAGCAGACAUGCAGACCGGUAAGGGCUCUUAUCUUCUGGCACCUCAACAUGAUAAAAUAUAUAUUUGAUGUACAACGACACUUAAUAUCUCGAAUUAUAAACAAUACACGUGAAGGCACAAAUAUUCGUUUGGACGUAAUAGACACAAAAGUAAGAAAUGUAUUAAGUAUGAAAAAGGACAACACAAACGACUGGAUUGAAUCCAUAACUAAGGUUAAACGUGGAAGUUCGGAACAAAAUAUAAUUCCAUACAAGUCCUUGGUGGGAACAAUAUCCAACUUUACAAAUGAAACUGUAUCAGUAGCAACAGAAUUAUUCUUUGUGGUGAAUGACAAAUCAAAGCUAGAUGACGAUGAAAUUGCAAUAAAAGAAUUGAAGCGAUUCAAGACGUAUGUUGUAUUCUACGGAGAAAAGACACCACCAAAGUUCUGGACAAAUCUCGCCACAGAUAAACACCGUCUGCUUGAACUUAACGACAACUUUACUAAAUUCCUAAACCUUACAUGUCAAGAUUCUAAACUGCAGUGUGAUACUAACAGGUACUGGACUGGAAAAGAAUGCAGAACAUAUACAUUCAUCUGUUCGAAAACAUACACAGAAGCGUCUCCGUAUUGUGUCCAGAAAUGUCCUUAUUUUAGACACCGAGACAACAGAAGAGACCAACCAGAGAACGUUGGAUGUAACAGUCUAGUUCCCCAUGAUAAACUGAUAUACGUGUUUUCUGUUUCUGUCUUGAUAUUGAUGAGUCAAUUACUUCGAUAAGAAAAAAAAAAACAAAAACAAAAACAAAUUACACUUUUGGGUAGCCGGUUUAUGGACACAGUCUGAAUUGAACUUGAUAUGACGAAAAGUCUGAAUGUCACAUAAUAAUUUACAGUUUAUGAAACAGUCGUAAUAUCACGUUUUGUUCAUACGUCUUGUCCAUACAGUUGCUACUCAGAAAGUGGAAUAAAAACAAAAGCAGUGAGAACGGCCAAAACAACCUCGAUGGCAUAGGAAAAAGAGCUAGAAUUAGAAUCCAUUAACGAUUAGGAAUAUAUUAACAUUCACUUUGUACAUGUGAAAUAGAGGUUUCUACUACAUAAACUGUUCUUAUUGAUUACAGACAAUACAUAGCAAGAGCCGACAAGACAGUAAAUACACAUAUCAACCAUUUACAUUAUUGUGCCUCCUUCGAAGACGAAGCGGGUAUAUUGAUUCCCCUCAUUGUUGGUCUGUCUGUCGGACAACCAUUUGGCUAUAGAACUUCAUAGAAGAUCAAAGUCACAAUGGCCUUUAGUAACUAAAGAACGCUUUAGUCUACAGUCAUUAAACUUCGUAGGAUGGUUAUCUGUGGUCAGUGGACCCCCAUUAUUAUUGUGGGUCAGUAUGUCAAGGUCGCCGUGAACUUGAGACUGAAGACGGUUUCGGCUCAUUAACUAAAGAACGCGUUGGCAAAAGCCGUCAAACUUCAUAAUAUGAGUGCAUGUGGUCGGUAGAUGAUCUGUAUUGUUUUGGGGGUCAUAGGUCAGAGGUUAAUGGCACAGCGGCAUCUAGCCUGUAAACGGUUCCCGUGCGCUUUGGCUGUCACAUUUAGUCAAUAGAGUACGCAUGUUUUAUUUGAGGUCAUUUAGUCGAAGGUCAAUGCCACAGCAUACCAAGCUACAUACACAUUUGUCCCUGACGAGCCAUCAGGAGGGGUUUCCUACAAACAGCUCUUGUCAUAUAAGCUGUUAUAUCUUUCCAUUAACAACACACAAAAAGCCUGUGCUUGUAAGACAUAAAAAUGUAACCUAUUUGGAUGUAUUAGUUUCUAUAUUGUGUUGGAAUCGAACAUGUUUGUUACAUCAUACUGAAUAGAUUGUUUCAGAAUAGUUUAGUUUUUGAAUUUAUAGGAAAUUUGUGUUGUCGUUAUGAAUUUAAUGUACAAUUACUUCAAUAUAAAAUAACAUUGAAGUGUAUGUCUGUAAUCUAUGCACAAAUAGUGAUACACUAUAUAUGCAUUGUGUUUAAUUUUAACAGCAUUAACGUUUCAUGCCGUUGCAAAAAAUCAAUCAACAAAUUUAUGAUUAGUGUCGUUGGGUUGGUAGGUUUCCGCCUGACCGAAAAGCGGAGUUGGAAUGGUUAAAAUGUUAGUAAUCAUGUAUAAAAUAUAAUCAGAAUGGCCGUUUCUAUCUACAUUAAUUUUCAACUAUUCAAAUUUAUAAAUGCUUGCAUGUUGCAUUUGUUGCUUAAGCUAGGCAUAUUUUUCAGGGGUGUAAAUUUUAUUAGAAAGAAACGUGUUUUCUUCAACACUUCGUUUUCUGUUGUUUUUUUCCUGCGUGUCAGAGUGUCAGAAAAUUAAAAAAAAAACGAUUGAAAUUCUAAAUGUAGAUCCAAUUUUGUAUGGCAUAAGGUUGAUUAUCUUCAAAGUUAAAAUAGAUAGAGAAUGUAAAUGUUCAAUCAGUUACAAUGCACCUUUCAGUUUUAUUUCCUAGUAAAUGAAUCAAACCAAUUCUUUUAUAAUUAAUGAAUUUCGUUUCAAUGGAUUGUUUAUAUUAGGCAUAAUUUUAAUAUUUUGAAAAGUUUAGAUUUGUGCUACAAAUAGAACUGAGUGUAUUUUUGGUUUUUUGAAUUUAUUCUAAAUACGAAUAGCAUCUAAAACUAGUGACAUUAUUAGUGUGGAGAGUGUGUGUUGUAUAUACUUUUGUGGAAAAUCUUUGCUAUAUAUACUUCUGUGGAGUAUGUGCUGCUUUCACUUUUGUUGGGAGUCUGUGUUGUAUAUACUUUUAUAGGGAAUCUGUGCUGUAUACUCCUUUGUGGAGAAUCUGUAUUAUAUACAUUUUGUGGAGAGUUUAUGAUAUAUAUACUUUUGUCGCAAUAUAUAUUUGGAACUUUU
Messenger RNA from Mercenaria mercenaria, 2976 nucleotides. RefSeq lists its product as uncharacterized. Lineage: Eukaryota; Metazoa; Mollusca; Bivalvia; Venerida; Veneridae. The record is from RefSeq and is a predicted model, not a curated record. The transcript is spliced from 4 exons. The coding region runs from base 39 to 881 and encodes 280 amino acids.